Messenger RNA from Knipowitschia caucasica, 909 nucleotides. The record is from the annotation of a GenBank genome assembly. NCBI's taxonomy places the organism in Eukaryota, Metazoa, Chordata, Actinopteri, Gobiiformes, Gobiidae.
AUGCCAGAAGUCCCAGAGGCAGUGGUACCGAGUCCAGCUCCGUGUGACCGCUGCGUGCGUUUGUUUAUCCGCAGUGUCCGCUUGUGUCGGCUCCGCCCCCUCCAGAGGAGCGUCAUCGCGGAUCAGCCUCAUCCAACCGCGCCUCCUCUAACCCAUGGAUCUAUAAUAAUAACUCCAAGCCCACCUCCUCCAACCGCGCCUCCUCUAACCCAUGGAUCUAUAAUAAUAACUAACUCCAACCGCGCCUCCUCUAACCCAUGGAUCUAUAACUCCAACCCCACCUCCUCCAACCGCGUCUCCUCCAACCACACCUCCUCUAACCCAUGGAUCUAUAAUAACUCCAACCGCGCCUCCUCCAACCCAUGGAUCUAUAACUCCAACCCCACCUCUUUCAACCGCUUCUCCUCAAACCGCGUCUCCUCCAACCGCACCUCCUCCAACCGCACCUCCUCCAACCGCACCUUCUCCUCCAAUCCCAUCUCCUCCAACCGCACUUCCUCCAACCCCAUCUCCUCCAACCGCACUUCCUCCAACCCCAUCUCCUCCAACCGCGCCUCCUCCAACCCCAUCUCCUCCAACCGCGCCUCCUCCAACCCCAUCUCCUCCAACCACGCCUCCUCCAACCGCACUUCCUCCAACCCCAUCUCCUCCAACCGCACUUCCUCCAACCCCAUCUCCUCCAACCGCACUUCCUCCAACCCCAUCUCCUCCAACCGCGCCUCCUCCAACCGCACCUCCUCCAACCGCGCCUCCUCCAACCGCACUUCCUCCAACCCCAUCUCCUCCAACUGCGCCUCCUCCAACCGCACCUCCUCCAACCGCACCUCCUCCAACCGCAACUCCUCACGGGACUCUCCAACAUCUCGGUAUUUUGUCCCAAUGCAAGAACCAUUUAUUAUUUAUUAUUAG